Molecule: messenger RNA, 1069 nt
Organism: Monopterus albus (swamp eel)
Lineage: Eukaryota; Metazoa; Chordata; Actinopteri; Synbranchiformes; Synbranchidae
Product: Na(+)/H(+) exchange regulatory cofactor NHE-RF2-like
Exons: 3
Coding region: 79-609 (176 amino acids)
Biological process (GO): protein localization to plasma membrane
Cellular component (GO): apical plasma membrane
Molecular function (GO): protein-membrane adaptor activity; signaling receptor binding
Source: RefSeq, a predicted model, not a curated record
ACGAUUAACCACUCAGUUUGAGCACUUGGUUGAGCACUGAGACAUUUGGAACUGUUUUCCUAACGUUCACGCACUGGAAUGGAGAGUAACCUGAGACCCAGGGUCUGUUAUCUGGUCAAAGGAAAGCGUGACUAUGGGUUUCACCUGCAGGGUGGGCGGAAAAUAGGAGGAGAGUUCAUCUACAAAGUGGUUCUUGGCUCCUCGGCUGACCUGGGUGGCAUACGACCAGGAGACCGGGUGGUGGAGGUGAACGGGGUGAAUGUGGAGAAGGACAGACAUCAUGAAGUGGUGAAACGUGUCCGUGCGAUACCCAACCGCGUCAGGCUGCUGGUGGUGGACAGUGACACAGAUGAAUACCUCCGCAGCAGGGGCCUGGUGUGCACUGAGGACAUGGCCGUUGAGAUGGGAACCCUCCUCCCACGCGUCUCAUCCAGGCCAAUGCCUGCCACUUCUUCCUUGGUCAGAGAGAUUUCACCCCUGUCCGUCAAACCCGACCACUUACACUCAUUUCACACUACUGCCGCAGGCUUGUCCACUCAUAUGAUCACACAAGACAUGGUCAAGAGAUCCUCAACAUGUUCAACAUCAAGUUCAGCAACUGACACAUAGCCUUUACAUUCAAUUCCCCUCAGCCAGAUCCUGGUUUGUCACCAUCUCAUUCACGGCUGCAGAUACAUCUGUCUAAAGACUCGUCAUUCACCUCGUCACUAUGCUUUCUCCUCUCUGUCACCUGCUCUUUGUUCUGGACGCCUCCUUCAUAUCCUCUUCAUCUGGAUUAUUUUUACACACAUUUUGGUCAGCCGCCUGCUUAUUUUGUCUCUCCAGUUACCUCUAUUGAUCCUUGUACUGUUUCCCCCAUUAAUAUUACUGUUUGUUCUAGCCCUCAAGUUCCUUUGUUAAUCAGUGGCUACUUUCUGGAAGUAGUUGUUUCAUUGGUUUUUAAUUUAUAAUUCUAUUCAACUAACGGGUCUGAGUUAGUUGGCUGUAAUAUUAGUUAGCUUCUUCCUUUAUUUGGGGUUUCUGUAGUUUUGUGUUCUGUGCAUUUUUUUAGCCUACUCAUUGAGCCUGU